AUGGCUGACGCUGAAGAUAGUGAUUCCCGUCUGGCGACUAUAUCUGCUGCUCCAAUUUCUUUCGGCUUCAGUCGUACGUCUGCCCGGAGGCGGGUAGUGGACCUGGGAGACAGCGCGAGGGCCGCCUCAGAGGAGAAGGAUUUCUUGAAGACUGUGGAAGGGAGGGAGCUGCAGAGUGUGAAGCCCUCAGAAGCUCCCAAGGAACUUGUAAUUCCUUUGAUCCAGAAUGGACAUCAAAGGCAACUGACCCAAGCCCCUGGACCAUCCACAAAUGUUGAUGCCUCAGUGGAUGGGGUGCUGCUGUCCCAGGCCGUGAAGGAGCUCAUUGAGGAAUCCAAGAAGUCUCUGGAGGAGAGAGAGAAUGAGGGUGUCUGUCCCACGCUCGCUAUCCCCAUGAUUGAGAAGGGAUGCAUCCCCAGCAGGGAAGGGGAAGACAGCGAACUCCCGGCUAAGACAAUGCCAGAGGAGGCAGAUUAUGAGGCAGUCCCUGUGGAGGCCUACGGGUUGGCCAUGCUGCGGGGCAUGGGCUGGAAACCUGGCGAGGGUAUUGGCCGUACCUUCAAUCAAGUAGUGAAGCCCCGUGUCAACUCACUGAGGCCCAAGGGGUUAGGGCUGGGUGCCAACCUGACCGAGGCCAAGGCCCUGACCCCCACCGGCCCCCACCGAUUGACCAAACCAGAUGAAGAGAAAGAAAAAGAAGACCAGUUUCAAGGACUGGUGCCUGGAGGCGCUGUAGUGAUCCUGUCUGGUCCCCACCGAGGUAUCUAUGGGAAGGUGGAGGGCCUUGAUCCUGACAAUGUUCGAGCCAUGGUUCAUCUGGCAGUGGGGAACCGAGUGGUGACUGUUAGUGAGUACUGCCUGAGACCUGUCUCCCAGCAGGAGUUUGACAAGAACUGGCUGGACUGCAAACAACAGAAUGGAACACCAUCAUCACGGAAGGCCACCCGGGAGCAGGACCUCCAUGUUCAGUGGGAGGACUCAGAGAGGAAGCGGAAACACCCUCCACACCGACAGGAUGGUCCUCCAGCCAAGACUGAGAAAGCAGCCCCCAGGAGUCAGCACUGGUUGCAUAGAGACCUGCGUGUACGGUUCGUGGACAAGCUGUUCAAGGGCGGCCAGUAUUAUAACACCAAGAUGACGAUUGAAGAUGUCCUGAGCCCUGGUACCUGUGUGUGUCGGACAGAUGAAGGCCGUAUCCUAGAAGGUCUGAGGGAAGACAUGCUGGAAACCCUAAUUCCCAAGGUUGAGGGCAGUUGUGUAAUGGUGGUACUGGGACCACAGGCUGGAAGGGUGGGAUGUCUACUGAGCCGAGACACAGUGCGGAACCAGGCUCUGGUGCAGCUGCGGAGAGAGAAUCAGGUGGUAGAGCUUCACUAUGAUGCUGUCUGCCAGUACAUGGGCCCUGGUGACUCUGAUGACGACUGA
Messenger RNA from Chrysochloris asiatica (Cape golden mole), 1425 nucleotides. It is a transcript of the gene GPKOW, whose product is annotated as G patch domain and KOW motifs. The transcript is spliced from 12 exons. NCBI's taxonomy places the organism in Eukaryota, Metazoa, Chordata, Mammalia, Afrosoricida, Chrysochloridae. Gene Ontology annotation, cellular component: spliceosomal complex. The record is from RefSeq and is a predicted model, not a curated record. Gene Ontology annotation, biological process: mRNA splicing, via spliceosome. Gene Ontology annotation, molecular function: nucleic acid binding. The coding region runs from base 1 to 1425 and encodes 474 amino acids.